AUGGACGUGCUCCACCCACCUCCAUCUGCAGGACCCUCUGUAUCACGACUUCCACCUCUGACUCUAAGUAACCCGAGUAUGGUGAAAGAACACACACCGUGCACUCUUCAUCCGUCUGUGUUACCUCCAGAGCUAGCUUGCCGACUGUUCUACACCAUGCUCGCCGAAGCACGAGAUUGGAAACGAAACAAAUGGUGGCUUUUCGAUCGCCUUGUGGAAUCCCCCCAUCGCACGUCUUUCUUCAUACGCGACACUUUGGGCUCGAGGCCGGAAGAUCAAGCAUGGUUGAAAGUGACACAGUUCUGGUAUAAUGGGCGCGAAACGGACCCUCCAUCAAAGUUUCCGUCAGCCAUGGAGGAGGCUUGUUCAAUCAUUGAGAAUGUAGUCAACGAGGAGAUGCGCACUAGGGAACGCCUUCCUCUCGAGUGGGCCGGUGUACCAUCAUCGGCGAGUGACGAACCUAUCUGGCGAGCCAAUUUCGCUGCAUCGAAUCUUUACGAAGGAGCGAAAGAGGGUGUUGGCUUCCAUUCUGAUCGUCUAACGACUCUCGGCCCUUAUCCUACGAUUGCAAGCCUCAGCCUAGGGACUCCGAGGGUAUUUCGCCUUCGCGACGUCGUUCCCGUGGACGAGAAAGAGAAGCGUACUGCACGGACAUACAACAUACCUCUCUCACAUAAUUCACUCGUGAUCAUGCACGCUACCGCGCAAGAGCGGUUCAAGCAUUCUAUCCCUCCUCAAAACACUCUCGAUCGUUUCCAUCCACAAUUUCCACCACCGUCAUCCUUACCCAGCAUCAGUUUUGACCCGUCAAAUUGUCGGAUUAACAUAACUUUCCGCUUUUAUCGCCCCGACUAUCAUCCCGACACCAUCCCUAAAUGCAAGUGCGGUAUACCGACGACCUUGCGGCCUGACAUGAAGAUGCUGAAGAAGGGUGCGCAAGGGCUAGGACAAUAUCGCUACUGGUGGACAUGUGCCGCAGGUGACCAGAAUGAGGGAAAAGGAUGUGGGUUCUGGAAGGUCAUGGACGCUGAAGCAGAAGGGAGGGGGCCCUUUGCGAAGGAUAUGCUUCCCUCUGUGUCAAGUCGAUGA
This is a messenger RNA of Stereum hirsutum FP-91666 SS1, 1089 nucleotides long. RefSeq lists its product as uncharacterized. Bases 1 to 1089 code for a protein of 362 amino acids. Gene Ontology annotation, cellular component: nucleus. The record is from RefSeq and is a predicted model, not a curated record. Lineage: Eukaryota; Fungi; Basidiomycota; Agaricomycetes; Russulales; Stereaceae. The transcript has 4 exons. Gene Ontology annotation, biological process: DNA repair; DNA alkylation repair. Gene Ontology annotation, molecular function: dioxygenase activity.